Molecule: messenger RNA, 2674 nt
Organism: Serinus canaria (Common canary)
Lineage: Eukaryota; Metazoa; Chordata; Aves; Passeriformes; Fringillidae
Gene: KCTD6
Product: potassium channel tetramerization domain containing 6
Exons: 3
Coding region: 1246-1959 (237 amino acids)
Biological process (GO): protein homooligomerization
Molecular function (GO): protein binding
Source: RefSeq, a predicted model, not a curated record
GGGCGCGGGGGAUGCCCGGUGGGAGGCGCGGUGCCCGGCGGUGAGCCCUGGCUCCGGGACCCGGGGGCUUUGCUCCAGACCGGGAGGGGAGCGGGUCCUGCUUCCCCACCGGGAGAGGAGACAGAGCUGGGACUCUGUUCGGGGGUGGGGGUCAGGCCGUGGACUCGUGGGUCACUUGCGGGGAGAGAGGCAGAACGGGUUAAUUCCCAGCAUCUUUGCUGAAUCACUGUGAUCCGGGGGAGAGUUCUUUUACCACGAUCUCGUUGACUCUUCUGGGAUGGAAACGGGCACUUCCCGGCUCCUCCUGAAGCCCUGGACCCCACUCUGGGCUUUCAGGGGAGAUUUUUGUCCCGUGCUGCUGUCACUCCUUGGUCCAUAUGUGUGCUAAGCCCCAUCUGUGUGCAGGGAGACUCGGUGUUUCUGACACCUGCCUGCCACCUAAACUGUUCAGAGACAUGUUUCCUCAAUGGAAAAACACUGGUUAAUAUCACAGAAGCCAAGUACAUGGACAAACCCCAAUUAUUACCACAGGUACUGGAAGCCUGAGUGCCCUGGGUUGCUUCAGCAGGACCAAGCUGGUUAUUGAAAUCCUCCUUUGGGUCUCUUAUAGGAGGACCAAAGUCAUACUGGGUUGUGGGCUCUUCCAACAAGAAGCAAUUGAAAUAAAGCUUUGGAAUCAGGACUUAAAACAGGAUGUCAUAGAGCUCCUUAGGGAAGGAAUGGAAACUUUGGAUGUCAUAGAGCUCCUUAGGGAAGGAAUGGAAACUUUAGGAACUUGGAAUUUAUAGUGAAGCAAUUAAACAUAAAGGAGUGAAAAUGUUGAGUGGCUAGCGUGAGCGUUUUUCCAUCCUGCUUGAGGUAAAGACUGAGUAUUAGUAAAAAGCAACCCAAGAAAAGCAAGAGCUAAGUUAACUUCUAAUAAACUGCAUUAGUCAUGAUAAACUUGACAUGUGUAGAAGGUGGUAGGUGCUUUCUUUAGUAAAGCUGAUUUGCUGAAUUGCCAGAAGAUUUGGUAACUGGUUGUUUUGAGAACACUCCUCCUCACUCCCCUGGUUAGGGUGGCACAGAGCUGGAACUCGGGGUGCUCUGCAGACCAUCAGCUCACUGUAGUUUGGUGGAGGAGAACAGUCAGCACUGGUGCUGCUCAGUGUUUGUCAGUUCAGGGAGAUAAGAGGAGAGGAAUUGUGUAUCCUUUCAGCAGCCUUCUGUUAAACUUGGAAUACCACAGCUCAAGCACGUGAACAGAUGGAUAAUGGAGACUGGGGAUAUAUGAUGACUGAUCCAGUCACGCUAAAUGUGGGUGGACACAUGUAUACGACCUCCCUCACAACUCUAACGAGAUAUCCUGACUCAAUGCUCGGGGCCAUGUUCAGGGGAGACUUCCCCACUGCCAGGGACUCUCAGGGCAAUUACUUUAUUGACAGAGAUGGACCACUUUUCCGUUAUGUUCUUAACUUUUUAAGGACCUCAGAGCUCACUUUGCCACUGGACUUCAAGGAGUUUGACCUGCUCCGGAAGGAAGCAGACUUCUAUCAGAUUGAGCCCUUAAUUCAGUGUCUCAAUGACCCCAAGCCGCUGUAUCCUGUGGAUACCUUUGAGGAGGUGGUGGAGCUGUCCAGCACCCGGAAGCUUUCCAAGUACUCCAACCCGGUGGCUGUGAUCAUCACGCAGCUCACCAUCACGACGAAGGUCCACGCACUACUGGAAGGCAUUUCAAACCACUUCACCAAGUGGAACAAGCACAUGAUGGACACCAGGGACUGCCAGGUGUCCUUCACCUUUGGGCCAUGUGAUUACCACCAGGAAGUGUCGCUGCGAGUCCAUCUCAUGGAGUACAUCACCAAGCAAGGCUUCACGAUCAGAAACACCAGGGUCCAUCACAUGAGCGAGCGUGCCAAUGAAAACACAGUGGAACAUAACUGGACUUUCUGCAGACUGGCACGGAAAACAGAUGACUGAUUCUGACUCCACAGGAGCCACUUCAGUGAUUAGCAACUUAAUUGGACAGUGAACCCAAGAGAGUCUGGAUUUUGACUAAAGCAACAAUAUGGGCUUUUUUUAUACGACUAUUUAUUGUUUAUCAGUGAGGACUGGAGGAGUUUCAUUCUCUAGCAGCUCUGUUCUUUUGUCCAGUUCAGAAAAAAACCCGUGCAUGUGCCUGUUCAGUCAAGACACCUUUUUAUUUGAAAGAGGGAGUCCGAAGAAUCAGUACAAUAGGGUAUUUUGUGUCAUUAACACAAUUCUCUGACUCAACUCAAAGUGCUAAAAUUACCUCUUGUUUAAAUGGUUUCUAAUCCAUCUAAUGCUAUGACACUGGGAGCAAGAAACAAAAAAGAUUUUAAAAUGCAGUUGGGGAGAAGCUGCUAUUGUGUAGACUAAUUUAGUUUCUAAAUCAAUAAACAGUAUUGUAAUGUUCUAGGAAAACAAAGCCCACCCUUUAAAAGUACUUGAUAAGUACAGUUUCCUACAGUUAUGACAACUGUUUCUUUCUAUGCAUAUAAAUCAAGCAACCAAAUAUUAUCUGUAGCCAUGGAAAUAUGAUUACAAAUAUUUAUAUUGGAUUCUAAAUGCAAAAUGUCCCUGUGGUAGAAUUCAUAUUUUUAAUGCCUGGUGCAAUAUUAUUCCCAAGUGUAAUGCCUGCCAGAAGAAGCUAAUAAAAAUGUGAAAUACAGAA